GCACAAACGAAUGUUCUUCAAUGCAGUGUUUCUCCCGAAACUAAUGUUUAUCUGUUGGUUUAAGCCGUGUGAAAAUAUCUAUUUAUAUUGUUUAUAACAAAGAUACUUGCAAUGUCCAUUUUUAACGCGCACCAGUUUGUAGGUGCAUUGUGUAAACGUUAUAUAAUUUCACUGCCAUCAAUAAAUUUAUCUAGAACUCAAAAAAUUUUUAUUAUUUGUCUUACUGGAGGAUCAUUACUAUUAGGAGGACUAGCACAGUUUUUAAAGAGACGUAGAAGAUGUCCUCGUCCUUCUUCAAGAAGAACCCUAAGGGAGCUAAAACAAAGAUUUGCUGCUGCAAAGAGCUCUAAUUUUGAUGUAUUAUCGCAAGCAUCAUGGGCAAGAAAAAGUGAAGCUAGCAGCAAAAGUCAUAUAAGUGAUCGAGCAUCACUUAUAUCUUCUGUUCCAGGGGGUCCAGAUGGUGACAUAAAACUUACUCCACAACAGUAUGGGGUUCUUGGAUUGGAGGCUCUGGAAAAAGCUCUCUAUUGCUGGGAGGAUGCUCUUACGGCGUUCAGCUCUUCAUUCAGUAAUGGUACACUCGCAUUACCGUCGGCAGCGGAUGCGGCAUUUACGCAAGAUGUGCAAGAACUCCUUAACAUGGGUUAUCAAAUUCAGAACCGUGCAGAACUCCUUUUUAUCGACCAGCAUUCAGUAUUGUUCCGGAAUGAAGAUGAGGAAAGUAUAGAUAGCCACAAACCUUCGAACAUAGGUAGUAGGAUAUCCGGUAAGGAUAAAGCAGAUGCUGCGUCUUCUCCGGAAUCUUUUGAAUCUGCACGUGAUGGGGUAGCAGAUUUACGGGAAUUUGAAGAAUUCUCCGAAUUUUUCCCCCACUUUGAAAAACAAAAAUUAUAUCACGCUGCACUCAAACAACACGAAGACAAAAGCAUUUUGUGCAGACGGUUGCAUACAGAGUUAGUAAAGUGUGGCUCGGACAUAGAAUAUUUAGCAAAGGUACAUUGCUUGCGACAAGCGUAUACAAAAUUAUUCACUAUAUCUUCUGCCACAGAAUGGAUUGCGGACAUAGGCAGACAAGUCAUUAGUGAUUUGAUCAUGUAUGCAGACAGGGAUCCCAAAGAUUAUCUAAUACAUUACGAACGAAUGUUAGAAUUUUUACAAGAGCCAAGCAACCAUAAUAUGAUGGAGGAGGAAUUAACCGGAAGAGGCGUUAAAUGUAUAAAUUUCUACGAUGUUCUGAUUGACUUUAUUUUAUUAGAUGCUUUCGAAGAAAUUGAAAAGCCGCCUUCGUCAAUUAAAGCUAUUUUACAAAACAGAUGGAUAUCCGCUAGUUUUCGUGAAACUGCCAUUGGAACUGCAGUUUGGUCAGUUCUUAUGGGUAAAAGACAAAUGCUGAAAUAUGAUAAAGGAUUUCUGGCCCAUUUUUACUCGAUUUCUGAACAAAUUUCUCCAGUGCUUGUGUGGGGUUUCCUAGGCCCAGAAGGAAGUCUACGUUCUACCUGCCACUAUUUCAGAGAUCAAGUAAUAGAAUUCCUUGUAGAUAUAUUUAAUUUCUUUAAAGUAAGAUAUACUACUGUCGAUAACCUCGCUGAAGAUAUACUUAGGGAAAUGAAAGUAAGAGUCGAAAAUAUAAAUCAAAGACUUUCUCUAGAAGGUUGUUAAUCAUGCAUCAUAAACAUAAGCACUAUAUAGCAGUGUCAAAUAUAUAUAAAAUGUUCCAACAAUCUUUACCAUUUUGUACUUGUUGCAAGUUGUCUGUCCAUAUUUAUGCACAUGUAUAAUGUGCAACUAUUGUAUGAGUUCUAUGAAAGUUGAUAUUAUGAGUAAAAGAUAAUUGAAUUUAUGAUGUAAUAAUAUUUCUUUUAUCUCUUUCACAUUUACAUUAUUUUAUAUAUUUCAAUUCAAAACAUACGUGAAUGUAGGAGUGACUCUUUAUAUAAUUUUAUUUCUUGUAAUAUGUAUAUUGUAUAGAUUAUGUGUAGAUAUUAAUCUCGAUACGCUUUUAAUACAAGAAUUUAGAACAAGAUAUUUAACCCUUUCAGUGCCGACCGAAAGAAUUGUACCUAAGCGAAAAGUACCAAAUCAAUUUGAUGUAAUUUGUAGUUUGAAAAAAAAAAUCAUAAAAAGGAAAGUAAGAAUGAUAUUUACAAAAUUCAAAACGCAAUAUAUUACGAAAUAAAGGGAAAAUAAAUUAAUGCCAAUUGUAUUUCAAUAUUUGUUGAAAAUCAUAUGAAUAAUACUUAUUCAAAAUCAAUAGGAAAAGUGGAAAAAUCAGUUUUUUUUUGUAAACAGUAUUUGCAAAUAAGAAAAAUCAUCGGUUAGUCAUAGUUUGAUGUAGAACGCGUAGUGUAAAGCAUCAAUACUGCAUUCUCAAUUAUCUGUAGCAAAAUUUCUAAUAUCAAAACACAAAACUAAAUGAUAAUCCCAAGAUGCAUAGGAGGAUUACUUGGUCUAAAACAAGUGAGCUAGUAUAACAUCACUAAAAUAACAUUCUAAUAUUAUUAUAAACAUUUAUAGUUAUCUGGCUAUUGAAAAUGUGUGAUAUUUACUUAUUAUUACUCAUACAAAUAAUUUACUUAGCAUUGAUAGUUACUAAUGUAUACAUCGCGUAAUCCUUUAUUGCAUAUAUUACAAAUUGUGCGUGAUCUUCGCAUAGGCCCACAAAAAAUUUUAUUGUUGCUUUGUCGAUGCAAGAUUAUUUUGUGAAACAUAAAGAGAUAUUCUGUUCCAAACAGUGUUAUUUAAAAUCUAUGACGGUCUCAAGCAAAUCUCCCGUAUCGAAUUUUUAUUUUAUAGCACUAGGGUAUACAGUCUUGGUAUCAACCAUCGCGGAAUGUAACAAAAAGUUAAUCUCAUAAACAAUUUUUUCGAUUUAUGAAACAUCUCACACAGUGCUUCUGCAGAAAAAUUCAACCAUUUAUAACGUUUUAUAAAUUUAUUUUGAGAUAAAGUUCUCUCGCGCUGCGAUUAAUAAGGCGCCAUCGCAUACACAACGAUAUAUUAUUUGUUCGGUACUAAAAGGGCUAAAUAUAAUUAUUUUAUUAUAAAAAUGAGUUUUAAUAUAUUGCUAUUAUUUCAAUGUUACGAAAUUGUUUAUAUACUACAAAAUAGUUGUAAUGAUAUAAUGACAAACUAUUUGUAGCAUUUAAAAGUAGUAUGAUGAAAAUAUAUUCCUAAUAUAUUCCAUGAAAUAUUACGAUAUGAUAGUAUGAAGGCACUAAUAAUAAUGUCCUCUUUAUUAAUAAAUUAUUAGAAUAUAUACAGCCUUAAUUAAGAAACUUUUGGAGAAACAUGUUUGUUUAUUUUAUUUCACGUUAUAGAUCUAUUUACGUCAUUUCCUUAUUAUCAAAAUAUAAACCAUAUUUUUUUAUGAUUUCUUAUAAGAAAAAUAAUCGCUUAUAAACAUUAUAUAAAAUACAAAGAAUCCAUUGCCAAAGAUAAGAAUAAUAUCGCUACUGAUAACCCUGUGACCAGUAUGAAUAUGUACUUGUUUCAGUACAGUUAUACUUUACGUUUUGUAUUACCAACAUAGCGUGAAAACAUUCCACUAUUGCAAUUAUUUAAGUGUUACUUCUUGAAAAUCAAUCAUGGAUAACAAAUGCAGCAAAUUUUAUAUACAAAAAAAUAAUAUGCUAUGUAAACAUUGUUCAUUUGCCUUCAUUCAGCCUCGCAUUUUAUACUUCACUUAUACAAAAUGAAUACAUGAUAAAAUAUUCGAGAUACAAGUAUUCUAUCUUAUUCAAGUAUGGUGCAUGAUCUUUUUCUCACUUAUAAUGAAUGUAGUUGAUAUUAAUAAUAAUUCAUUUACAUUUAUUAUUUAUUUCAAAAUCAUUCAAACAUUACGUUCAGUAUGAAUUUUUACCUAGAUGAUAUUAUAUGAAAUAUGUAAAUGUAAUAUACCAUUCUUAUUCUCAUUUUUAUAUUUAUGCGAUAGACUGCACAGCGUAAAAAUAAUAUCUUUAUGUAUAAUGUACAUCAGAGUAUUAUGUAUCAUCGCAUGCAAUUUUACAGCUCAGUCAAUAAACAAUGCAUAUAUGUAAAAAUUUAAGAAACAAAUUUAACUAAUAUGCUGUUCC
Messenger RNA from Bombus pyrosoma, 4073 nucleotides. It is a transcript of the gene Miga, whose product is annotated as mitoguardin. Gene Ontology annotation, biological process: mitochondrial fusion. The transcript has 9 exons. Lineage: Eukaryota; Metazoa; Arthropoda; Insecta; Hymenoptera; Apidae. Bases 112 to 1659 code for a protein of 515 amino acids. The record is from RefSeq and is a predicted model, not a curated record.